Anastrepha ludens (Mexican fruit fly) is the source of this 1204-nucleotide messenger RNA. RefSeq lists its product as uncharacterized. The record is from RefSeq and is a predicted model, not a curated record. The transcript has 2 exons. NCBI's taxonomy places the organism in Eukaryota, Metazoa, Arthropoda, Insecta, Diptera, Tephritidae. The coding region runs from base 134 to 1027 and encodes 297 amino acids. Gene Ontology annotation, cellular component: cytoplasm.
AGCGCUUGUCAAACCACAAUUAAAUGUCAUCACAUUCUUCGCUUCACGAAUUCUUAAACGUCGUCAAUGUUUUCAGUUCUGCUUUCACAUAACUUUUGUUGUUAUACGUUGUAAAUAUAAUUUUGUUGUAAUUAUGAUAAAGAUUAUUAAAUUGCUUUGCUAUUUGUUAUUUUUAACUACUGAAAUUCAUUGCAAACGCCUUAUAGUGAAACGUAAGACUACUACUGGCAUUCCCAAAAAUGCUACAGAGUCGUGGACAGGCAACUGGUUUCCCCAUCCACCACUACCAAAUGAUUCGUGGAAGGGUAAAUGGUUUCCUUACGCCCCUUAUACGAAUGUACAAACUUUAGAUAUGACUCACAAAAAACAACUCAGUGCAUCCGAAAUAUGUGAUAACGGCAAGGAAUUCAUUGGACUCGACUAUGAUCCAAAUGAUGUGCGACAAUCUUUUGAACACCUCUGUUUAGCCAAUCGCUCUCUAUUUGAACCAAAUAUGAACCGUGAAGCAUUGAGAAAAGAGUAUUUUAUUCCACCCGCAUACGUAGCGCAUAGCAAGUGCCUUAAUGAAACAAUUAGUUAUGAUACUCCGCUACCCACUUAUGGCGCAUUCCGACCUAUCCCUCCAAAAUAUGGCUCGUAUAUAUUUCUACCAGCACAACGAUGGCUCACAUCACUUUCCCAGGGAGCAGUAGUAAUGCUUUACCAUCCAUGUGCUUAUAAUGGUCAAGUGAAAGUGCUGCAAAAUACACUUCGGUCCUGUAUGUAUCGUCACAUCAUAACACCUUCGCUAGCUUUAAGUCCAAAACGUCCCCUCGCUUUAGUGGCAUGGGGAAAGAGCUUGGAAAUGUCUGUAGUAGACGAUAAAUUAGUUGUGGAUUUCAUUAAACAAAGUGCAAAACAAGGCCCAAAUUUUUCAUCGAAGCAACAAAAUAAUACGAAAAUAUAUGAAGCAGGCUUAUUGCAGGAAGCACAUUUAAUCACUGAUGAGAAUGAUAUAGAGGUCUGUGGAUAUAAAGAAGGGAUGUAAAACUUUUACUUAGGUGCAAAAAUUAUCUUGUGAAUUACUUAAAUUAAGAACGGAAUAUGAUCUGUGAAUAGUGUGCAUGCCUUAUUGGGUUACAGAAGUUAUUGUUAAAGAUGUUUUAUCAUAGAAAAAUUUAUAAAUAAACAAGUAAGGAGGUGUUAAAUUCGGUCAAAAACAAAA